This is a messenger RNA of Trichophyton verrucosum HKI 0517, 552 nucleotides long. RefSeq lists its product as uncharacterized. The record is from RefSeq and is a predicted model, not a curated record. Lineage: Eukaryota; Fungi; Ascomycota; Eurotiomycetes; Onygenales; Arthrodermataceae. The coding region runs from base 1 to 552 and encodes 183 amino acids. The transcript has 2 exons.
AUGAAGUUCAUUGCAGGCCAAUCGCCCCUGGUGCUCGCUGCACUGGCAGCACUGGCAUGGGCUUCUCCCUACCCUCCCUACCAACAACCCCUGCGGGCGGGACCCCCAGCCCUUCUCCACCAGCUUGAGGUGGCCGCAAUUCGAUCCGAGAUCGGCCAAGGGGUCAGCAUGUUUUGCCUGCUCGUCGAUGAGCAUCGCUUCGAAGAGAUGAACAAGGUAUUCACAUCAGGGGAUGUCCAUAUCGACCUACCCGAAGAUGGCUUCCGAAACCUGAACAGUCUGGAUACAUUUGUGCGAAAUUUGUAUACCUACGCGGACUAUCCAUUUCAGCAUGCGAUCGGAGUUCCGAUUGUUGACGUCGAAAAAUCCAUGACGGUCGCCCAUGCGACCUCCCCUUUGAUCGCGACCAUUUUUGACGGCUACGAUGGUGAAAAAGCUGUGCCCAACGGGGCAGAAUAUGGAUUCUAUAUAACGGAUCAUGUUCUCACCGAUGAUGGCUGGAGAAUUCAAAAUAUCUCGGCCAAAGCCCUCGGAAAGUACUUGGAAGAUUAG